Molecule: messenger RNA, 600 nt
Organism: Penicillium riverlandense
Lineage: Eukaryota; Fungi; Ascomycota; Eurotiomycetes; Eurotiales; Aspergillaceae
Gene: gisB
Product: putative zinc knuckle nucleic acid binding protein
Exons: 4
Coding region: 1-600 (199 amino acids)
Biological process (GO): positive regulation of cytoplasmic translation
Cellular component (GO): cytoplasm
Molecular function (GO): zinc ion binding; translation regulator activity; single-stranded RNA binding
Source: RefSeq, a predicted model, not a curated record
AUGAUGUUGUCCCGUCGCGCGUGCUACAAGUGUGGCAAUAUCGGCCACUAUGCGGAGGUCUGCUCGUCCUCGGAGCGUCUCUGCUACAACUGCAAGCAGCCUGGCCAUGAGUCCAGCAGCUGCCCUCGUCCUCGCACGACCGAGACCAAGCAGUGCUACAACUGCCAGGGUCUCGGCCACGUUCAGGCUGACUGCCCCACGCUCCGCGUGAACGGUGGUGCCAAUGGCCGCUGCUACAACUGCAACCAGCCCGGCCACCUCGCUCGCAACUGCCCCAACCCGGCCGCUCCCGGUGCUGGUGCUGGCCGCCCCGCGGGCCCUCGUUUCCAGGGUGGUUUCCGCGGCGGCUUCCAGGGUGGCUACCCUCGCGCCGCGACUUGCUACAAGUGCGGUGGCCCCAACCACUUCGCCCGGGACUGCCAGGCCCAGGCCAUGAAGUGCUACGCCUGCGGUAAGCUGGGCCACAUCUCCCGGGACUGCACUGCUCCCAACGGUGGCCCCCCUCAGCUCCGCCGGCAAGGUCUGCUACAAGUGCGCCCAGGCCGGCCACAUUUCUCGCGACUGCCCGACCAACGAGGCCGCCGCCCAGCCUCCCGUUGA